Fonsecaea erecta is the source of this 564-nucleotide messenger RNA. RefSeq lists its product as hypothetical. The transcript has a single exon. The record is from RefSeq and is a predicted model, not a curated record. Lineage: Eukaryota; Fungi; Ascomycota; Eurotiomycetes; Chaetothyriales; Herpotrichiellaceae. The coding region runs from base 1 to 564 and encodes 187 amino acids.
AUGGGUUUCUUCUCGGUCUUCUCCAACUUCCGCAAAUCCAACCUGUUCAACCUGGUGUUCCGCUCGCUGCAACUCAUCGACGCCCUGGUCGUGAUUGGCAUGUACGCGGUGGACCUCAACAACGCCAACAAGCAGGACAAGUACGCGGACGCGAAAUGGGUACGUACAACGAAUCUCAAGGACAAUGCACUCACCUCGCUCCCGCCCGAGUUGGUCAGGGUACUAAUCGCGCUCAAGGUCUUCGCUGUCACGGUGGGCUCGCUGGCUGCCGUGACGUCGGUCGUCUUCUCGCUGGCCAGCAUCUUCCUACAGUACCGCACCGUCGCGCUGCUAUUCGCCUGGGACUGGGUGCUCACCAUCCUGUUCGCGACGCUCUCCGGUAUCUUCGGCUCCAUGUACAUUGGCGAGCGCGUCGAGUACGAGAGCGGCAUCCACCGCAUGAAAGUGGCCGUCGUCUUCGACCUGAUUGGGAUGGUCUUGUGGAUCGCGACGGCCACCUUUGGCACCUGGUGGUUUUGGCUCGAGAGACGGGAGGUGAGACGCGGACGUGGCACCAAGGCCUAA